AGCAGGUAGCUUUGCUUAGAUUUUAGUGGUGACUACAGUACUAGCUAGUUCGAAGCUCGUUGCGACGUUAGCAAAUCAGUUCGGACCUGUCAACACUGUGCGUGGGAGUACAUCACAUACGGUUUUCUCAGAUACAAAUAAAAAUAUCAAAGGCAGGGUGAAAGCGCCUUCUUCGGUACUGCGUGGUUGUUUUCUUGUUCUGGUACAAAGGGUAUACUCCUGAUUAAUAAAUUCGUAUCUAAGCGUUCUCGCAUUUGUAUAUAAACUAAUAAAAAUCAAUUAUCUCUUAUUGUAAGUGACGGUAAGCAAAAACUGGCGCAAUGCAGGAUAUUGUUACUAGCCUCGCGACGCAGUGCAUUCCCCCCGCUCGUGCGGGAGGACAAGGACGAGGCAAGUCCCAGUCCGGCGCAGCCGGUGGAAAGGGCCUCGAAAACAGCAUGGGCGCGGCGUCGGAAGCAGAUGCAGCUGGAAAAGGGGGUCUCGGACAGGGCGAGGGCAUGGGAAAGAGACGCGACGGUCGGGGCAACGAUAGCAUCGGACGUGGGGGAAAGGGAACCAUGAUUCCGUGGGGGCAGGCAUGGUCUGUUCCUGUGGAUGAAGCGCAAGCAGAACUUCUGGAAAAGAUUUAUUCACCGCAACUACUGCAGGACUAGGGAAAGACGUGAAGAUUUGCUCAUUGUUUUGCACGAUACGCAUGACUAAAAUCUGUGAUUUGUUAUGGUAAAUCGGGACUAUACUAUUUUUACACACAUCGAAAUCAAAAUUACUUUUUUAGCUGUUGGCUGCAUUGCAAAAUCCUUUUGUUUCUCUGCCAUCAUGUGAACAAGAUAAAUAUAAAGACACAGCUAGUUUUUACUCGACUGAUAAAAUUUAUUUCCCCGACCUGGUCCUGUUUGCACCGCGGAAUAAGAAUCUGGCGUCAACCGAGCACACCCACAAGACGGGGUGCAUUUUGUCCGCCAUGCAGCGGGAUGUGGUCCUGCUGGCGCAGGACAAGUGGUGGGACCUGUACUCGUUGGACAAGUGCGAGGUGUCUGGCCAGUUGAUCAAGGAGUUGUGCUCGACGCAGCCGGAGGUGCCGAUGGAGAACAACGGUUUGCGCGAGUUUCUGUUCAACCCGAUACGCCCAGGGGCCGCAAAGUGGCAGGGAGUGCCCUUUUAUUGCAGCCUCACGGGACGUACCUUGUACUACCGCAAGCCCGUCCACGAGUAUCCCAUGAAUUUUUUCGGCGAGGGGUCCGUGGAGCAGUGGGACUUGGGAACCGAACAGGACGGGGUGUCUCUGGAGUUCGCGAACCAGAAUGUGCUCGUCCCGAGGGAUAUCAACCGCAAAUAUGUCUGGGUCUGAAAGGAUGCAAGGUUUGUCAUGCUUGUCUGGCAUGACUGAAGAGUUUGUGAUGCGUGGUCAAAGAGAGACCCCUUUACUUGUCAUGCAAAAACGCAGUUUGUCAUGCGGAAAACGCAACACUAAGCAGCGCAGAUAUAUUUUCUCAUGCUUGGCUGUUCACCAUUACAGAGCAUUCACUACUCCCAACCCAGCAUUACAAGUUUCCAGAUCCAGAAAUGUUUGCACUCCAUAAGGAACUCCCGCGGUCCCGGACUGCAGGAGUUCCGGUAUCCACAGGACAUGGCCGCCGUGUCCGGCGGUGCGCGGAUGCAGGUCCGGUAUCCCACAGAAAAAAGCAGGCAGGUCAUACUUGUAAUGCAAAAAUAAAUACACUGCGCAUCCACCUAAGCAGGGUGCUAUGGGGUCGCCCAUGACAGAUUUUUCUGUGUAUUUAUUUUUGCAUUAGCUGCCCUGCCCCUGCCUGCUUUUUUCUCAGGGAUAUCCGGAGCUCGGUGUUGACUGCCAUGGAUCCCGAGGGCAAGUUUCCCCUGACGUAUAUGAGAAAGCACAACUCCCACCUCUUACCCUCAAUUGUCAUGCAAAGUCCCAAACAAGAAUCAAUUGGAUUCCUAUCCAGUUGCUGGCUGGUGGCAAUUAUCCUUGCAUGGUACUAAAAUCAUCGGGAUCCUGCCCAAAGAACAGUACUAGGACACCGGCACUUGGUGCCUGAACUUGGCAUGCGAGCAGGGCCGCUGCUCGACAUGUUCUUCGUGCGCUGGUGUUAGUUUGCAAUGCCUUCUAUGAAAUGCAAAUGCGGGGGAGGGGGAGCUGCGCAAGGUCAUAACGUACUUGCUCGAACCGGAUCUGGACUCGGUACGACCGAACGACCACCUGACAGCGGACUCUUUUUGAACUCCUUCGACAAGCGAUGCUACUUCGAACGAAAGACUCGUUUCGAACAACCUAUUCGGUAUAGUAGUACUCUUUAUUCCUGUGCGGCGUUCGUGGUGCUUAGUUACCAUUAAAGUACCAUUGUUUAUGCGUCGCGUGGUACAACUGUAGAUGUAAUUCUCUCGUCCCACGGUAAUAUUGAUUGCUAUUCUUGCUUCUGUAGCAUUCGCGAUAGGCGGUCAUGAGUACUGUACUCAUGCUUUUGCUGGCGACCCGGUUGACGACAUAUUUUUCCAGGUAAUAUGCUCCGAGGAAUUGAAAUAGGACAAGUUUCAAUCGAACGAAAAACUUAAGCGGUGACAAUUUUCCGCUGUACGAAAAAAUCUCGACCUUCGCGGCAGGAUCUAACUGCUGCUCGAAUCUCGGCCACGGUUUUCACUAUUUUCCUGGUAUUUAUUCAUUUGCCUUUUUUUCAUCCUCGACCUCGAUUUAUUACAUCAAGAUUUCGUCAUGAACAUCAACAUGAUCAUCCUUGAGGCAAGGGCGUCUGUUUCGUGGUCAAAUUGUUGGUGACACCAUCGCUACAUCACUAUGCUUACAGGUACUCGUAACGAAAGGACCGACAAAGUUCAACUCCGCUAUCAAAUCCGUCGAUAUUUGGCUGUAUCUUUACGAUGUCUGCGUGCAGGUUUUGCAUCUCGCAGACCGGCACUGUAUCUUCUAACUCACUGGUACUAGUGUUGUUGGCAGAAACGAUUAGAGUUUUUCUCGAGACAUCUAAUGAAUACUUCAAUGAAUUAGAGGUACGACUAUGAUAUGGGAAACGAUUGAAAGAGCAGCUUAAGCAUUGUGAAUCCAAUGUAGUUACACAUACACUUACAAGGGGCUAUAGCAACAGGAGAAGAAGUUUCUAGAACGACGAGUCUGUUCUAGUGACGACGUCACGGUUCUUUGCCACCUUCUAUGUGGAGAUUUUUCUGGUGGCGACCGGAAAGCCAGGAUGGAGGAGGCGAUGCUAUCUGUAGAAGUACGCAAGAACCUGAACCAAUAAAUCCUACGGUGUGUAGCUCUCUAUGUAGAAUUUUGGCGACAAUGAAGAUAUAGAUAAUUAUAAACGAUCUGAAUACUAGUUCCUACGUUUAUACACCCUAUACAAACUACUUUAGGUACGUCUUAGAGCUGAUUCCCCCUAUCGGCAUUCAGAUGCUUGAACUUCAACUUCUUACAGCAAGAUAUACUCCCCGAGAAAACGAAAAAAAAGUUCUUCCUGAUGUGGAUUUCUUGCAGAGCAAGACUCUCACGCGUUUGAAACGCGAUCUUGAUGUUUAGAGUUCUCAUGUGAAAUGCUGAUAUGAUUAUAUACCCAUCAAU
Molecule: messenger RNA, 3589 nt
Organism: Amoebophrya sp. A120
Lineage: Eukaryota; Dinophyceae; Syndiniales; Amoebophryaceae
Source: the annotation of a GenBank genome assembly